Messenger RNA from Saccostrea cuccullata (small rock oyster), 1600 nucleotides. RefSeq names its product ceramide kinase-like. Gene Ontology annotation, biological process: ceramide metabolic process; phosphorylation. The record is from RefSeq and is a predicted model, not a curated record. NCBI's taxonomy places the organism in Eukaryota, Metazoa, Mollusca, Bivalvia, Ostreida, Ostreidae. Gene Ontology annotation, molecular function: ceramide kinase activity. The annotation marks the transcript as partial. The transcript is spliced from 7 exons.
AAUGAAACUCUAUAUGAUAGUCAAUUUAUGUUUGACAGUAAUCGACAAAUGAUUUUUGAGGAAAAAUGGUAUAUGAAACUCAAUGACGAAUAAUUCAUCUACUUGAAGAAAAACGAAGAAAACAAUGUUUAAUGCAGAAAUGAAUGUCUUGUACUUUGACUAAAUUUUGAUAUUAACUUGAAGAGAACUUUACUUCAACGUCGAAAAUAUGUCAAAUUCUGCACUAUUGAAAUCUAUCUAAUAAUCUAUACAUCUCGCAUUAAAAAAUUUUCAGCAUGCAUGGCUAGAUUACGCAGAAAACAAGAAAAGGGAUUUCUUCAAGAUGCAUAUCUAGUAUCAUAGGUAAUGAUUAAUAUUGAUUUCGUGGGAUUAUUGAUAAAUAAACCUCCGUUCUUUUUUAAUCAAUAGAGUCAUCAUUAGAACAUAUAAUGAUAAUUUUCAAAGCUUAAAAUCCAUGAAAACUCAUCAAGUGGGCACUAUAUGGCUGAAGUGAAUUAUGGGAAAAACCAAAUACAAUGUACUUGUUUAUAAUUGUAUUUUACAAAUUAUUUGGUAAUAGUAUUAAAAAUGUGGUUGAACGAUGCAGAUGAUCGGUUCACCUUCCGCAACGCUCGUUUAUGUUACAAAUCGUCUUCUUUAAACUGGGAGAUUGAGGAAAGAUUAAUUUUGCGAAGUGAAGUACAAAGACAUAACGGCAGUGCUUCUUUGGAAAUCGUUUACGUCAUUGAGAAAGACGCGAAACUGGCCGUGGGAACGAUUCGACUUCCAGGAACCGAAGAAAAAUGUCUCGAAAUUCAAAAGGCUCUUGAAUCAUCAAUUGGAGGAAAGACACCAAAGCGUUUACUGGUUUUUAUAAACCCUAGAAGUGGGAGCAGAGAAGCUGAAAAAAUCUACAAGAAGAAAGUACUACCUAUUUUUCAGCUGUGUAAAGUUGAAAUAAACAAAUAUGUGACAAACAGAGCCAACGAAGUGAGGGACUGUUUACUCAGUGAAAAAUUGGAUUUAUAUGACGGGGUGAUAGCCGUGGGUGGGGAUGGAAUUUACAAUGAGGUUUUAUCUGGAUUAGUAGAUAGACAAAUGCGGGAUGUUGGACUAAACCCAGAUGAUCCAGAGUCCAAACUUCCACAACUCAACCUUCCUAUUGGAAUAAUUCCAGCAGGAUCAGGAAAUUAUACAGCUUGGUACCUCAAUGGAACAAAAUGUCCAAAAACUGCUGCGAUAAGAAUCAUGAUGGGUGACUGUGUUGCUACCAAUGUUGCAAGCCUUCAUCAAGGCAACAGGUGCGCGGGCUACUCCAGUCUCAUUCUCGGUUUCGGGUUGUUUGGAGACGUCAUGAGAGAUUGUGAGAAAUACAGGUGGAUGGGAACAAGCCGAUUCAAAGUGAUUCCGGUUGGUACAGUGCUGAGCAGACGACCAGUGAAGGUAGCAAUAUCUUACAUUCCCGCCGAAUCUAACGUUAACAGUGAGGUCAGGAACGAAAGAGCUCCCAAACCAGAAUUUCAUCGCCAGACAUCUGUACCUCCACCCAGAUCUAAAACCGUUGUAGAGUCUUUCAAGAAGAGAACAUUUUCUACCUCUGACAUUCUUGAAGCACCUUCAG